CCAAAAUGCUUUCACAUCAAAGAAGCCCUAAUUAGAUACUUAGAAGACAUGGAAGAUAUCCAAGAUGCUUUAGAAGUUUCCGACCGAAAAGAAAAAACUUACACUACCGCCGAGUUAAAAAAAAAAUUAGCCAAAAUUGACCGAACCAUGGCUGAAAAAAUUGUUGACAAAGUAGAAAAUUAUUUAGUCCAAGACCCAAUUAAUUUGGGCGAACGACUGCUUUAUGACUACAAAAAACUUUACCGUUAUCGGUGUGGUGAUUAUCGGGUUAUCUAUGAAGUAAAAAAUUUAGAGUUAAUAAUCUCAAUAGUUAAAAUAGGUCAUCGGAAAGAAGUUUAUUAG
This is a messenger RNA of Entrophospora sp. SA101, 342 nucleotides long. The record is from the annotation of a GenBank genome assembly. Lineage: Eukaryota; Fungi; Glomeromycota; Glomeromycetes; Entrophosporales; Entrophosporaceae.